UUCCACACCCUUUUCCACAAUCUUUCAAAGAUAUAUAUCAAAUCUUCAUUAGUUACUAGUCAUAUUUCUCAUCCUUUUCCAUGGCAUAUCAAGAUAUUCUCCUAAAGCUUGAACCGAAAGACAUUGUUCUAGUAAAACCAUCAAAGCCCACUCCCUCUCCAACUCUUUCUCUGUCUACACUUGACAAUAAAGACUUCAAUAAUAACCUUUGUCAAACUGUUCAUGUAUACCAAUCAUCAACAACUAAUGAUUCUCCUCGUCUAUUCAAACAAGCACUCUCACAUGCUUUGGUUUAUUAUUAUCCUUACGCAGGUAGAAUAAUGAAACAUGUGAAUGAUGAAAAAUUUAGAGUUGUAUUCAGUGCAAACAGUGAAGAAUUUGGAGUUCCAUUCUUAGAAGCAAAUGCUAGCUGCACACUUUCUUCUCUUAAUUACUUAGACAACACUGACACAGAGUUUGCAAAAGACUUGGUAUUUGAUCCUCAAGAUAAGAGUUUCCCUUUAGUGUUCAUGGUGACAAAAUUUCGUUGUGGAGGCUUCACAAUUGGAAUGGGAGUUUCACAUGUUAUCUGUGAUGGAUUUGGCGCAUCUCAAUUAUUCAAAGCCAUUAUCGAACUCGCAAAUGGAAAAUCUGAGCCAUCACUGAAACCUGUUUGGGAAAGAGAGAUACUUGUAGGACCAAUAGUAACUAAACAAAAAGCUUCACAAUGUUUCAUGAAUAAGGAACCCACUUCAUUUUCGCCGUUGCUUCUUAAACCAAACACAGUUGUUAAGCAAUAUUGUUUUAAGAUUGAGAAGAAGGUGAUAGAAAAGCUGAAAAUGCGUUUGAUUAAUGAAAGUCAAGAAAGGUUUGAAUCAGUUACAACUUUUGAAUCACUUGGUGCUUAUGUAUGGAGGGCAAGAGCAAGAGCUUUGAAGCUUGACAACAAAGGGAAAACAGUGCUUACUAUGUUAGUUAGUAUGAGACGUAACAUGGAGGAUAUUUGUCUACCGGAAGGGUAUUAUGGAAAUUCUACAGUUGAUGCAAAAGUUGUGUUAAAAGCUAGUGAACUCAAGGAGAAACCAUUGCAUGAAAUUGUGAAGUUGAUGAAAAAGAUGAAAAAUGAUGCUUUCACAACGGAUUUUGUCAAAAACGCUAUCAAAACUAGUUUGGAGAGAAAUGAAGAGGAGGAGGAUUAUAGCAUUGGAUUAGCUAGUGGUGAGGUAAUGGUUCUGACUAUGUGGAAGCAUUUGGGGUUUCAAGAGAGUAUAAAUUUUGGAGGGAAUGAAGGAGUGGAUAUGGUAAUAGCGCCGCGCAACUUGUUUGCAUCUGCGGAUACAUGUAUCUUCACCUCUCCUAAUAAACUUGAUGAUCAUGAUCAAGCAAUGAAAGGAGGGGUGAGGAUUUUCAUAUCACUUCCUGUUGAUGCUUUUGAGGAAUUCAAAAAAGAGAUUGAGGCUUUAAGGUUUCUUAAUUGAAAUAUGAGUAUAAGGCCAUUUGGUGUUUAGAGGAUUUUUUUACGUCGGUCUUGAGUGUAAUCGUUGUCUUUAAUCCCUUUUUUCAAGCAAUUUUGGUGGUGGUGGUAAUUGAUUGUAUUGGCAGGCUUUUUUGGCCAAAACUUCUCUUGAUGUUUGCUUUUGUGGUUGUUGUUGUGUUUCACUUUUUGUUUUGGUCAAAAGAUGGUUGGUUGUCUUCA
This is a messenger RNA of Vicia villosa (hairy vetch), 1675 nucleotides long. RefSeq names its product spermidine coumaroyl-CoA acyltransferase-like. NCBI's taxonomy places the organism in Eukaryota, Viridiplantae, Streptophyta, Magnoliopsida, Fabales, Fabaceae. The record is from RefSeq and is a predicted model, not a curated record. The transcript is spliced from 2 exons. Bases 81 to 1457 code for a protein of 458 amino acids.